Molecule: messenger RNA, 13825 nt
Organism: Linepithema humile (Argentine ant)
Lineage: Eukaryota; Metazoa; Arthropoda; Insecta; Hymenoptera; Formicidae
Source: RefSeq, a predicted model, not a curated record
UCGAGAAACUGUUGCAAUCGAUGACAGUCCCCCGCAAUAUUUCUGACGACGAAGAACAGGUAGAAGAAGAAGAUAAUGCAAACGAAAAAAAUAUCGUAGAAAUGGCUGCUCCGGACGCACCACCCGAUUUCCGGCUUGAAUACAUCGGAGGUUUUGUGCAGAAGAGUCUGAAAUUAAAACCGGAAAAAUGGGGAAGGCUAUUAUUAACCGAGGAGUAUCGAAAUGUGGUACUAGACUUUUUGGACAAGCCGUUACCAGCCGCCCUUUUUGUCGUCCUAACACCGAACGCACAGUUGGUGGCAUCAUCGAAUUUUCCCAUGCCGUGCCAGAGAACAAAGGGUGUUUACGCAGUCAAGGUAAAGCAAGUGUCGCUGCCUAAAGACAAGGAGGGAUGCUCGGCCAUGUUGAUCGUGGGAGAUCUAUCCCAUCGGAUCGUCGAUCAAUUGGCUACGUUGGUGGAUAAUAUUUUCGCUCCCCUUCUCACCAAGCCGGAAAACCAUAAGGACUUGCCGGAAGUAGCUAUUCACGAUAUAUGUAAGCACGUGCACGCUCUCCGCGGUACGUUGUAUCAGGUGAAGGGCCAAGUGAACGGGAGAACUGUGCUACCGAUGCCAGCGGGUCUCGAGAAGGUGACGGAAGUCGAGAGAUUGGUCUCCACGGAGGGACCGCAGUCGGUUGACUUGUAUCUGAAAAGUGCUAUAGAGGGUGUGGUGAUAAAAUGGGCUUACUUAGUAAACGACGUGGUCACUCAUGAAUCUAGCAUCGCGUUUGAAAACGGGCAGAAUCCCACGCCCAAUGUCGAGCUGGAAUACUGGUUCACCAGAUUGGCAAAUUUGAGAUACAUUUACGAUCAACUGCAAGAAGACCGUGUGAUAAAAAUGGCAUCAAUUCUCGAGAAGACUGACAGCGCGUACUAUCCCUGUUUUCGUACAUUGUUCGAUAAUGUUGUCUCUUCAUUGGACGAGGCAAAAGAUAUAGCGUUGUAUUUAACGCCUUUAACGAAAUGUUUUAAGUCUGUAGAAGAGAUUGACUUCUCCGAAGCCAAGCCGCUUAUGGCAACCUUGAUACACUCGCUCGGAUUAGCAUGGGCAAAAUGUACGAGUUAUCAAAGCUCUGGCAAGCUUAUCAUUAUACUUCGACAGAUAUGCAAUUUAUUGAUACAGGAGGCACGUCGAUUUCUCGAUCCAACGUCGAUUUUUCAGAGUGACGUCGACGAAGCUCUUCAACGAGUGAAAAUAUCAAAAGAAGUUUUGGAGGAAUUCAAACAACAGUUCGAACUGAGGAAACACAUGCCUGGCUUGAAACCGGAAGCCCCACCUUGGACAUUUAAUUCGACCGCCGUCUUCACUCGUCUCGAUGCCUUCUUGAAACGGUUAGCGGAUAUCGAGUGGCUCUUCGAUACCGUCCUCGAAUUUUCCAAGUUGGAGAAGAUUGAAAUAGGUGGCAUUCUCGGGCGAUCCUUGAGCACAAGGAUCAUAAGCGUGUUCAAAGAAUUUCAGCAACUUUUCGUUUCUUUCACUGUGAGAGCCAGCGACGUUCUCGAGCCAGACGACGAAUCUUUUGUCGUCGACUGCACUAAGUUCGCGGAAUCUAUCACUGAUCUUGAUAGCAAAUUGGCAGCAAUUUUGUGUCAGGCUUUCGACGACUGUGGCAAUCUUGAAAGUGUUUUUAAGUUGAUGAAUAUCGCCGGAUCCGUGCUCGAGCGUCCUGUUAUACGCAAACAAUUUCUGAAUCGAUACACCAGGAUCCUCGAACUUUUGAACAUGGAACUUUCGGUGGUCGAAGUCCUGUUCAACCGCGGCACUAGAGGUGCUUUGACUAGUCUGCCGCCUUUAGCAGCUGCCUUAACGUUCACUAGCAUGCUGAAGCAGCGUGUUGACUUGCCCAUACAAUCAUUCAAAGCCAUGCCACACCCUAUCGUGCACAACGACGAAGGCAAGAAUAUAAUGGCACGUUACGAAAGACUGGUAAAAAUAUUUGCUGAUAAGGAGGACAAUCUUUUCACUGAAUGGGCGCGAAUAGUACCGCAAACCGUUGACGUCGGCCUUAACCGUCAUUUGGUUUGUAGAGAAAUCGACGGCAUUUUAUUACUAAAUUUCGAUCCCGAUCUUCUCGCGGUGUUGAAAGAAGUAAAUUACUUAAAACAGAUGUCACGUUCAGACAUUCCGCAAGAAGCAAUUAAGGUAUCGAAAAGUGCGGAGACGUUCAGGAAAUUUCGUACGAUGCUAAGUAGCACAGUCGACUCGUAUAAUAACAUACGCAAAACAACAAGGCGGGUAGAAUUUGACUUAAUCGAGUUGGAAGUAGCGAGAAUCGAUUCCCUGAUAUCUCGAGGAGAGGACGAGCUGUGCUGGAGAUCAGACGGGCUUCUGGAAUAUAUAACGGAAUUGGGCGGUCUCGUGGAAGGGCUGUGGAAGCGCAUGAAAGUCGCCCAAUCGAACGUGGAAAAGAUCAGAAGUAUUUUAGAACCUUGGACGAAAACGCCCCUCAUAGAACGAAAGGAUCGUCGUAAAGACACACUGCUGGCCUUGGAGGAUCGUUCGGAAAAAGUAUCGAAACGUUACGCGGAGAUCACAAAAGCAGCCGAGCAGAUACACUCGAUACUGGAGGAAAAUAAAACUCUCUUCCAAAUUAGCGAGACUGAACAGGAAGCUUGGCAACAAUACGUGAAAUACAUCGACGACAUCGUGAUCGAGUCUCUUCGAAAAGCAGUUGGAUGCUCCUUAGGCUAUUUGGCAGAAAGCAUGGAUCCAAUCGGUCAGUGCGAAGCAUUGCUCGAAGCAAAAUUAGAGCUCAGAGAGCCAGAUUUAUAUUAUAUGCCGUCAUUGGAACCUGAAGAUCCCGAUGGACUCGAUCAGCUGAUUCUCGGCUUGUUAAACGACAUUACUGGUAUGGCCGCCUUGGUGCCGCGAUUAAAGAGUGAUUUCGCAGGAUACGCUGAAGAACUGAGACACGAUGACGAUAUCAAAGGAAUGAAAGAUGAGAUAUUGACAAGUGUAGCUACCGCCGUGGAGGAGGCUACUGACUUUUGCAGCAAUUUCGAGGGCUACGCCUAUCUAUGGCUGGAUGACAGAGAUGUUGUGAUGCAACAAUUCCUGGAAUAUAGCCGGCAAUUGUCAAUGGAGGAAAUGGACAUGGUGGCGGUUCAGGACCCCAAAGGGCCGACGAAGUCGCCGCCGAAAAUGGACCAAUUCCGUGAACAAAUCGACCUUUACGAGAGCCUCUAUCUCGAGAUCGAGGAAAUGGAUCUGUCUAAAGUAUUUCGCGGAUGGUUCAGGGUAGACCUAAGACCCUUCAGACAGUCGGUACUGAACACUGUGUGCAAAUGGUCGAGCAUGUUCAAAAAACAUUUGGUCGAUCGUGUAACAACCAGCCUCUCGGAUCUCGGAGCGUUCAUUCGAUUAGCGGACCAGGGACUGUUGCAGCAAGUACAACCAGGCGAUUACGUUGCUCUAGUCAGCAUAAUGGGCUUUCUACUGCAAGUGAAGGAACGUCAGCCGACUACGGAUGAGAUGUUCCACCCAUUAGAGGAAACUAUUGAGUUGCUCAAGUUCUACGAUCAAGAUAUACCGGAAGAAGUAAACGUGCUGCUGCAAGAGUUGCCGGAGCAAUGGGCAAAUACGAAAAAGCUCGCUCUUAUGGUGAAGCAGCAAGUUGCGCCGCUGCAAGCAGGUGAAGUCUCCAGAAUUCGCGGUCGGAUCUCCGCGUUCGAUAUUACGAUAGGCCAAUAUCGAGAAGCAUUUCGACGAUACACAUUUUUCAAGUACGACUGCAAGAAUCCGUAUGAACUAUCAGACGAAGCGCACAAGGAGAUACUCAUGUUGGAACGCCAAAUGAAGGACAUACAGGAGUCCGCCUCGCUGUUCGAGGUGACAGUGCCCGAAUUUAAGCAGCUGAGGCAGUGCAGGAGAGAGCUGAAAAUGCUUAAGCAGCUCUGGGAUUAUGUAAAUAUAGUGCAGAGUAGUAUCGAGGGGUGGAAGACGACGCCCUGGAGGAAAAUUGACGUGGAGAAUAUGGACAUCGAGUGCAAGAAGUUCGCAAAGGAGAUACGCGCGCUGGACAAAGAAAUGCGAUCUUGGGACACAUACGUAUCACUGGAAGCCACGGUAAAGAACAUGCUUACGUCACUGCGUGCCGUGGGAGAAUUGCAAAAUCCAGCUAUUCGAGAGAGGCACUGGCGACAACUGAUGAAUAGUACCAAGGUUCGUUUCGUAAUGGACGAAUCGACGACUCUAGCCGAUCUGCUCGAAUUGAAUCUCCACGAAUGCGAGGAAGAAGUUAAAAAUAUCGUGGAUAAAGCGGUUAAGGAAAUGUCCAUGGAGAAAUAUAUGAAAGAAUUAAAAAUUACGUGGUCGAAAAUGGAAUUCGAACGGGAAGUUCACAGUCGGACAGGUGCUACUUUAAUAAGAGCCAGCGAAGAAUUGAUCGAAACUUUAGAAGAGAACCAGGUGCAAUUACAAAAUCUAAUCACCUCGAAAUUCAUCGCGCAUUUCCUGGAGGAGGUGUCAUCGUGGCAAAAGAAACUGAGUAUCGCCGAUCAAGUGACAACAGUAUGGUUCGAAGUUCAGCGCACCUGGAUGCACCUUGAGAGCAUUUUCAUGUCCUCCGAGGAUAUCCGACGGCAGUUGCCGGUGGACGCCGAGAGGUUUGAUCACAUCGACAAACAGUUUAAGGAGAUGACGGAGGAGAUGGCGAAAACGCCGAACGUCGUUGAAGCGACGAAUAAGGACGGUCUUGUAUCCUCUUUGGACGUUUUGCAAAAAGGACUCGUAUUAUGCGAGAAAGCCUUGGCGGAGUAUCUGGAAACGAAGCGCCUCGCUUUUCCACGAUUCUAUUUUGUUUCUUCCAGCGAUUUGCUGGAUGUACUUUCAAACGGGAAUCAACCGGAAAUAGUGGCAAAACACUUGACAAAGCUGUUCGAUUCUAUGGCGCGUUUGAAUUUCGACGACAAGAACACCUCGUUAAAACGCGUUCUAGGCAUGUUUGCUAAAGACGGCGAAUAUGUAGUAUUCGCAAACUGUGAGAUGAUUUGCGAGGGGCCCGUGGAGGCAUGGUUGAAUCGUCUCCAGAGCGCAAUGCGCGUGUCUAUCCGCCACUACUUCAGCGAAGCGGUGGUGACGUACGAGGAGAAGCCGCGAGAGCAAUGGUUGUUUGACUAUCCGGCGCAGGUAUCCCUCUGCGGGACGCAAAUCUGGUGGACCACCGAGGUCAACAUAGCCUUCGGGCGUCUCGAGGAAGGCUACGACAACUCCAUCAAGGACUACUUGAAGAAACAGAUCUCUCAGCUGAGCACUCUGAUCACGCUGCUGAUAGGAGAGUUGACCAAGCAAGAGAGGCAGAAGGUCAUGACCAUCUGUACGAUCGACGUGCACUCGAGGGAUGUUGUGACGAAGCUGGUGCAGUCGAAAGUGGAAAGCGCGCAGGCUUUUCAAUGGCAGAGUCAAUUGCGUCAUAGAUGGGAUGAGAAGGAAAAGGAUUGCUUCGCAAACAUUUGCGACGCGCAGUUCAAAUACUCGCACGAGUACCUGGGUAAUACGCCCAGAUUGGUCAUAACGCCGUUGACAGACAGGUGCUACAUAACUCUGACGCAAUCCCUGCACCUCGUCAUGGGCGGCGGUCCAGCUGGACCGGCCGGAACCGGAAAGACCGAGACGACGAAAGAUUUGGGCAGAGCUCUCGGCAUAAUGGUGUACGUGUUCAAUUGCUCCGAGCAGAUGGAUUACAAAUCUUGCGGCAAUAUAUACAAGGGAUUGGCGCAGACCGGCGCGUGGGGUUGCUUCGACGAGUUCAAUAGAAUCACCGUCGAAGUGCUGUCGGUGGUCGCCGUGCAAGUGAAGUCGAUUCAAGACGCCAUACGAGAUAAGAAGGAGAAAUUCAAUUUCAUGGGCGAGAUGAUCGGCCUCGAGCCGACCGUCGGCAUAUUCAUCACUAUGAAUCCCGGUUACGCCGGCCGUACAGAAUUGCCGGAGAAUCUGAAGGCCCUCUUUCGUCCCUGCGCCAUGGUGGUGCCUGAUUUCGAGCUGAUAUGCGAGAUCAUGUUGGUGGCCGAGGGAUUUCAGGACGCGCGGGUGCUCGCGAGGAAAUUUAUCACCCUGUACACGUUGUGCAAAGAAUUGUUAUCUAAGCAGGAUCAUUACGACUGGGGUUUGAGAGCGAUAAAAUCGGUCCUGGUGGUCGCCGGUAGCUUGAAGAGAGGCGAUCCCGGCCGACCCGAGGAAGAGGUGUUAAUGAGAGCUCUGAGAGACUUCAACAUUCCUAAAGUGGUGUCGGACGAUUUGCCGGUCUUCAUGGGAUUGAUAGCGGACUUAUUCCCAGCGCUUGACGUUCCCAGAAAAAGAGACGUCGAGUUCGAGAAGAUGGUGAAGCAAGCGGCCGCCGAUCUGAGCUUGCAACCGGAAGACGGCUUCAUUCUUAAAGUCGUGCAGCUCGAGGAGCUGCUGGAAGUGAGACACUCCGUCUUUAUCGUCGGUAUAGCUGGCUCUGGCAAAACUCAGGUGUGGAAGUCGCUGUUUAAGACUUAUCAUAAUGUAAAGAGGCGGCCGGUGUACAACGAUCUCAAUCCCAAAGCGGUGACCAACGAUGAGCUCUUCGGGAUCAUAAAUCCAGCGACGCGCGAAUGGAAAGACGGUCUCUUUUCGGUGAUCAUGCGAGAGCAGGCCAAUCUGGGCGGCGAGAAUCCGAAGUGGAUCGUGUUGGACGGUGACAUCGAUCCGAUGUGGAUUGAAUCUCUGAACACCGUCAUGGAUGACAACAAGGUCCUCACGUUGGCCAGCAACGAGCGAAUCGCGCUGACGCCGGCUAUGAGACUGCUGUUCGAAAUCUCGAAUCUGAGAACCGCCACGCCCGCCACGGUGUCCCGAGCAGGUAUUUUGUACAUAAAUCCGCAGGAUUUAGGAUGGAACCCGUACGUGACUAGCUGGGUCGAGAAGCGGCCGUUGCCGAACGAGAAGUCGAACCUCGUCAUGCUGUUCGACAAGUACAUCCCCACUUGUCUCGAGACUCUGAGGACCAGGUUUAAGAAAAUAACGCCCAUAGCGGACAUGGCGCACGUCGAGAUGCUGUGCCAUCUUCUUCACUGCCUUCUGAAACCGGAAUUGACGGCCGGCGACUUUUACAAAGAAUAUUACGAGCUCUACUUCGUGUUCGCCGCUGUUUGGGCGUUCGGCUCCGCCAUGUUUCAAGAUCAAACCGUGGAUUAUCGAGUGGAGUUUACUAAAUGGUGGGUCAACGAAUUCAAGCAUGUGAAAUUUCCGCCGCAAGGAACGGUCUUCGAUUACUACAUCGACAACGAGACGAAGAGUUUCGUUCCCUGGACGGAACGACUUCCGAAGUUCGAGCUCGAUCCGGAAAUACCUCUGCAAGCCGUUCUGGUUUACACGUCGGAGUCCAUUCGAAUCAAAUACUUUCUCGAUUUAUUGAUGCCGGAGAAGCAUCCUAUAAUGUUAGUCGGCACGGCUGGUUGCGGUAAGACCGUCCUUGUCGCCGAGAAGCUUCUUCAUCUUUCGGAAAAUUAUGCAGUCUCCAACGUGCCGUUCAACUUUUAUACCUCAUCCGAGAUGCUGCAAAAGAUCCUGGAGAAAUCGUUGGAGAAGAAGGCCGGCAGAAAUUACGGACCGCCGGGAAAUAAAACUUUGGUGUAUUUCAUCGACGACAUGAACAUGCCGGAAGUGGAUACGUACGGCACCGUUCAGCCUCAUACGCUCAUCAGACAACAUUUGGAUUAUGGUCACUGGUACGAUCGUACCAAAUUGACUCUCAAAGACAUUCAUAAUUGUCAAUACAUUAGUUGUAUGAAUCCGACCGCUGGAUCGUUUACAAUUAAUCCGAGAUUGCAAAGGCAUUUCGCAGUAUUUGCUAUUAGUUUUCCAAACCUAGACUCCUUGACGACUAUCUAUACCUCGAUUUUGUCGCAGCAUCUCGCAAACGUGGAGCACAGGUUUCCUCUGACUGUCACCGACUUGUGUCCCAACAUCGUACAAGCAGCCAUUCAGCUGCAUCAUCGAUGCGCUCAAAUGUUCCUACCGACAGCCGUAAAGUUUCAUUACAUCUUCAAUCUUCGCGAACUUUCUAACUGUUUUCAAGGUCUGUUAUUCAGCGGCAACGAGUGUUUGCCGGCUUCGGUCGAUCUAAUUAGACUCUGGAUGCACGAGACUCAGCGUGUCUACGGAGAUAAACUAACGGAUGAAAAAGAUAUCGAAAGUUUUUUGAAAUUGCAACUUGAUAUCUUGAAGAAAAAUGUAGAGGAAGUGGAUGAGGGCGCGAUUCUGGAAAAGCCGAACAUCUAUUGCCAUUUUGCAGGAGGCGUCGGAGAACCAAAAUAUAUGCCCGUUAACGAUUGGGCGACUUUACAUCGAUUGUUGUCAGAAGCAAUGGUCAGUUAUAACGAUUUGGUGGCGGCCAUGAAUUUGGUACUUUUCGAGGACGCUAUGAUGCACGUAUGUCGCGUAAAUAGGAUCCUGGAAUCACCCAGAGGCAGCGCACUCUUAGUAGGCGUGGGUGGUUCCGGCAAACAAAGUCUCUCGCGAUUAGCAGCCUUCAUAAGCUCAUUGGAAGUCUUCCAAGUUCAGCUGAAGAAAGGCUACGGUGUAACCGACCUGAAAUUAGAACUCGCCGCUCUUUAUACAAAAGCAGGUUUAAAAAAUUUGGGCAUUAUGUUUUUGAUGACGGACGCACAAGUGCCGAACGAGGAAUUUCUAGUACUCAUCAAUGAUAUGCUCGCAUCGGGAGAAGUGCCCGACUUAUUUGCCGAGGACGAAGUAGAAAAUAUAAUAGCAGGAGUUCGUAAUGAAGUAAAAGGCGCAGGCAUGUUAGACACACGUGAAAACUGCUGGAAAUUCUUUAUCGAUCGCGUCCGCCGACAACUCAGAAUAGUGUUGUGCUUUUCUCCGGUCGGCUCCACGUUGCGAGUCAGAUCCAGAAAGUUUCCGGCAAUUAUAAAUUGCACGAUGAUAAACUGGUUUCACGAAUGGCCUCAGGAGGCAUUAAUGUCCGUAUCGAAGAGAUUCUUACAGGAGCUGGAGGAGCUGCCGGAAACCUACAGAGAGUCAGCUGCCAAAUUCAUGGCCCACGCGCAUACCAGCGUAAAUAUAGCCAGUCGUCAUUAUUUAAGCAGCGAGCGUCGUUAUAAUUACACGACUCCAAAAUCGUUUCUGGAGCAGAUAAGUUUGUACAUCAGGCUGUUAAAAACGAAGACCGCCGAGCUGCGUGCCAGAGUGGCCAGACUGGAAAAUGGCUUGGACAAAUUGAGAUCAACGGCUGUGCAGGUGGACAAGUUGAAGGAGAAGUUGGCUGUGCAGGAGGUGGAAUUACAGCAGAAGAACGACGCUGCAGACGCUUUAAUCGCUAUAGUCGGCAUCGAGACGGAGAAAGUUCAGAAAGAAAAGGCUUUAGCGGACGAGGAGGAGUCGAAAGUGGCCAUGAUAGCCGAGGAAGUUUCAAAGAAGCAAAAAGAUUGCGAGGCGGAUUUACUGAAGGCCGAGCCCGCUUUGCUGGCCGCGCAGGAAGCUCUGAAUACUCUGAACAAGGCAAAUCUAACAGAAUUAAAGUUGUUCGGCUCGCCUCCCGGCGCCGUGACGAAUGUUACUGCUGCGGUCAUGGUCCUUUUGGCACCAGCUGGCAAAGUACCUAAGGAUCGUAGCUGGAAGGCUGCCAAGAUUGUGAUGGCGAAAGUGGACACCUUUUUGGAUGCGUUGAUCAAUUAUGACAAGGAGAACAUACAUCCCGAAGUAAUUAAAGCGAUACAGCCGUAUCUCAAGGACUCUGAAUUCGAACCUGAGUUCGUAAGGUCCAAGUCAGCCGCCGCAGCGGGAUUAUGCGCCUGGGUGAUCAAUAUUAUCAAGUUCUACGAAGUCUUUUGCGACGUAGAACCGAAACGAAAGGCACUCGCGCACGCGAACGCCGAACUGGCCGCAGCGCAGGAGAAACUUAGCGGUAUCAAGCGAAAAGUGGCUUCCUUAGAAGAACAGUUGGCGAAGUUAACGGCGGACUUCGAGCAAGCGACGUCCGAGAAGUUGAAAUGUCAACAGGAAGCAGACGCCACGAAUUCGACGAUCGCAUUAGCGAACAGAUUAGUCGGCGGUCUGGCGUCUGAAAACGUUCGUUGGGCUGAUUCGGUGGCCAACUUUAUGCUGCAAGCGUCGACGAUGCCCGGCGACGUAUUACUGGUGACGGCGUUCAUAUCUUACGUGGGUUGUUUCACUAAGCAAUUUCGCCAGGAUUUGCUGCACAAGCAAUGGUUACCCUACAUGCGUAUGAUAGAACCGAUUAUUCCGAUUACCGAAGGCUUAGAUCCACUAUCGCUGCUGACGGACGACACGCAGAUCGCCAAAUGGAACAACGAAGGAUUGCCGAACGAUCGAAUGUCAACGGAGAACGCCACGAUAUUGACCAAUUCCGAUCGUUGGCCGCUAAUGAUAGAUCCGCAACUUCAGGGAAUAAAGUGGAUUAAAGAGAAGUACGGAGAUGAGCUAAAAGUGAUCAGAUUGGGUCAACGUGGUUACUUGGACGUGAUCGAGUUAUCGUUAGCGAACGGAUCCACGGUUCUGCUGGAAAACAUCGGCGAAACAGUGGAUCCCGUUUUGGAUCCUCUGCUCGGCCGAAAUUUAAUCAAGAAGGGCCGAGCUAUUAAGAUCGGCGAUAAGGAGGUGGAAUACAAUUCCAUGUUCAGAUUGCUGCUGCAUACGAAGCUGGCUAAUCCUCAUUACAAGCCGGAAAUGCAGGCGCAAACCACGCUGAUUAAUUUCACGGUGACGAGGGACGGCUUGGAGGAUCAAUUGCUCGCGGAAGUGGUUAAGGCGGAGAGGCCAGAUUUGGAGGAAUUAAAGGCAGAGCUUACCAGACAGCAGAAUGACUUUAAGAUUACGCUCAAUAGUCUCGAAGACUCACUUCUCUCGAGACUAUCGUCAGCUGGUAGCAAUGUUCUCGGAGACACGUCUCUCGUAGAGAAUCUAGAGACCACCAAGCGCACCGCCGCAGAUAUCGAAGCCAAGGUUACGGAGGCUCGCGGCACGAGUCAACAGAUCGACGCGGCACGAGAAUUGUAUCGACCAGCAGCUGCGAGAGCCUCGUUGCUGUACUUCAUUCUAAACGACUUGAAUACAAUCAAUCCUAUCUAUCAGUUUUCGUUGAAGGCCUUUAGCGUCGUCUUUCAGAAAGCAAUCUUGAAGGCGGAUCCCGCGCCCGAUGUUACGGGCAGAGUGCAGAAUCUGAUCGAGUGCAUCACAUAUUCAGUCUUCAUGUACACGAGCAGAGGGCUAGGGCUGUUUGAGUGCGACAAGCUGAUCUUCGCCUCGCAAAUGGCGUUCCAAAUUUUAUUGACGAGGAACGAAGUUACGGCCAGCGAGCUGGACUUUCUCCUAAGAUUUCCUAUAACGCCGCACGUCACCUCGCCGGUCGAUUUUCUCACCAACACCAGUUGGGGCGGCAUAAGAAGCCUCGCUACGAGGGAAGAGUUUCGGAAUUUGGACCGGGAUAUCGAGAGCUCCGUCAAGCGCUGGAAAAAGUUCGUCGAGUGCGAAUGCCCGGAGCGCGAGAAGUUUCCCCAGGAGUGGAAGAAUAAAACGGCUAUACAACGUCUAUGCAUGCUGAGAGCUCUGAGACCGGACAGGAUGACAUACGCCAUUGCUGCAUUUAUCGAGGAAAAGCUCGGUGGGAAAUACAUCGAAGCGAGAACAGUGGAGUUUGCAAAAUCUUACGAGGAAACCAGCCCGAGCACCCCGAUUUUCUUUAUUCUGUCACCUGGAGUUAAUCCAUUAAAGGAUGUGGAAGAUCUAGGUCGACGCCUUGGUUUCACGUCGGAUAAUCAAAACUUCCAUAAUGUAUCUCUUGGUCAAGGACAAGAGACAGUGGCCGAGCAGGCUAUGGAUGUGGCCUCAAAAAAUGGUCACUGGGUGGUAUUGCAAAAUAUACAUUUGGUAAAAAAGUGGUUGCCAUUACUGGAGAAAAAAUUGGAAAUGGCCGCGGAAGGUUCUCAUGCCGAUUACAGAAUGUUUAUGAGCGCAGAACCGGCUAGCACGCCAGCCGGCCAUAUAAUACCUCAAGGUAUUCUGGAAUCAUCAAUUAAAAUCACAAAUGAACCGCCCACCGGUAUGCAAGCUAAUUUGCAUAAAGCUCUGGACAAUUUUACUCAAGAGACUUUAGAAAUGUGCACCAAAGAAGCCGAGUUCAAAGCAAUUUUAUUCUCUUUGUGUUACUUCCACGCUGUCGUUGCGGAACGUCGUAAAUUCGGACCCCAAGGUUGGAAUAAAAUAUAUCCCUUCAACGUGGGAGAUCUGAACAUCAGUGUCAGUGUUCUCUAUAAUUAUUUAGAAGCGAGUCCAAAAGUCCCUUGGGAAGAUUUAAGAUAUCUUUUUGGAGAAAUCAUGUAUGGCGGUCACAUAACGGACGAUUGGGACAGAAGACUUUGCGUAUCCUAUCUGGAAGAAUUAAUGCAGCCUGAUCUGAUAGAUGGGGAGUUGCAGCUCGCACCAGGUUUCCCCGCGCCUCCAAGCACGGAUUUAGUCGGUUAUCAUACGUACAUCGACGAAGCCAUACCGGCGGAAUCUCCGUAUUUAUACGGAUUACAUCCGAAUGCGGAGAUCGGCUUCCUGACGAUGACAGCCGAGAAUCUGUUCAAAACGGUCUUCGAGAUGCAGCCACGCGAUACUGGUGGCUCGGGAGGUCAAACCGUCACCAGAGAAGAAAAGGUGAAACAAGUGCUGGACGAAAUAAUAGAGAAGCUACCCGAAGAGUUCAAUAUGACGGAAAUUAUGGGGAAGGUGGAAGAGCGCACGCCUUAUGUGAUUGUCGCCUUUCAAGAGUGCGAGAGAAUGAACUAUCUGACGACGGAGCUGAAACGAUCGUUGCGCGAGCUAGAUUUAGGUCUCAAAGGUGAACUCACCAUAACGUCGGACAUGGAGAAUCUGGAGAACGCGUUGUUCUUCGAUCAGGUUCCACCCGUGUGGGCCAGCAGGGCUUAUCCGUCUUUGUUGGGUUUAACCGCUUGGUUCGUCGACUUGCUGCUUAGAAUCCGAGAGCUAGAAACAUGGUCCACGGAUUUCGUCUUACCGGCAUCGGUGUGGCUCGCCGGGUUCUUUAAUCCCCAGUCGCUGCUCACCGCCAUUAUGCAAUCGACAGCUAGGCGACACGAGUUACCGCUCGAUAAAAUGUGCCUCCAAUGCGACGUGACUAAGAAAAACAAGGAGGAAUUCACGUCAGCUCCGAGGGACGGGGCCUACGUCCAUGGAAUAUUUAUGGAAGGAGCGCGAUGGGACGUCCAAACUGGAAUCAUCGUCGACUCUCGGCCCAAGGAAUUAUAUCCGGCGAUGCCGGUGAUUAAUGUACGUGCGAUCACGCAGGACAAACAGGAUUUGAGGAACAUGUACGAAUGCCCGGUGUACAAGACACGUACGCGUGGCCCGACAUAUGUGUGGACGUUUAAUUUGAAAACGAAGGACAAACCGGCUAAAUGGACGUUGGCCGGCGUUGCUCUCUUGCUGCAAACUUAAAUAAAACGAUUACCGUUAUUUAGUAGUUAAUUGAUGAUAAAGCGAUCUCAUUAAGCGUUUCUCUGAUACUUUUGCAGAUCAGCUUCAUUACACAAAUAAGGUGGUAUUUUUAUCUUUGUUGUGUCAUCUUGCAAAAACUACAAGACUUGCAAGAAUUGCAAAUGAUUAAUUAAAAUUAAUAUAAUUAUUUUUUUGCAGCACUUCCUCUUUUUUCUCUCAAUCUUGAUAUUCUAAUAAAAAUAUACGAUUCGAUGUGCUUAGAUAAUUCAGAGAAGUGAUUAAUAAUAAAAAGAUAUUGCACGAAUCUAAUAAUAAAAAGUAGAGAAUGAUAUUAAUGUGAU